Messenger RNA from Closterium sp. Naga37s-1, 3588 nucleotides. NCBI's taxonomy places the organism in Eukaryota, Viridiplantae, Streptophyta, Zygnematophyceae, Desmidiales, Closteriaceae. The record is from the annotation of a GenBank genome assembly.
AUGAGCUUCGCGGAAUCUUCCGCGACGGGCCGCCGGGAUGCCGCCGCGGAGGGCUCCUCUGCGUCGCGCCGCGCGGCAGCAUCAAUGCCAGCCGUUACAGCAGCAGAAGGGGCGCGGCGCAGCGAUUCGGUUCCGGUUAUCUCCGCUCACGAGCUCACGCGCCGCUUCGUCUUCACGGAUCUGCUAGGGGAGGGAAAGUUCGGCCGCGUUUGGCGCUGCUUGGACCGCCACGGCCCCACCAGCGAGCCGCUCGCGUGCAAGCAGAUCCUCACCGCUCAUCUCACGGCGGAGCAACGGCUGGCGCUUCACCGCGAAAUCGCCGUCUUGCGACGCCUGCAGGGCCACCCGAACGUGCUGCGACUGCAUGCGAUUUGCGACGGCGACGGUGGCGCAUUGGACGGGUUUGGUUCGGAAAAAAAGUUGUGUGGUUCGGACGCGUUUGGUUCGGGGUGGGAGGAUGCGUCUGUCGCGAUUCGGGAAAUCGUCGCGCGGCCCGGUGUGUAUCUCAUUACGGAGCUGUGUACCGGCGGCGACCUGUUUGACUUGAUUGACCAGUUUGAACACGGUGUGGACGAACGAACCGCGGCGGGAAUUUUCGUCCAAAUCGCGCGCGCUGUGGAAUGGUGUCACCUACACGAUAUAGUCCACCGCGAUAUUAAGCCCGAAAACGUUCUUAUAACGGGCCAAGAGCCGCCGUUGUCGCCGGCGUCAAAGCGAGCUUCUGAUAGGCGAAGCAUUUUCGCAAAGAACGGGAUUUGCGGGCCGUCGUCGUCAUACUCGUCGUGCUCUCCCAUUUGUAACCCGGUCUCUACAUUCUGCCCGUCCUUCUGCCCGUCUCCGCCUCCCGCCAUGACUCCACUCGAGGAUCAAAACAGCGCUCCCCAGAAGUCAAAGCCUAUACUCGCGUCCUCUGCCUCUAUUCCAGCCUCCUCCUCCUGCUCAUCCUCGUUACAAGACUUUUCGCUGCUUUCCCCUUCGUCGUCCUCCUCAUCUCCCUCCUCUUCCUCCUCCUCCUCCGUCUCCUCCCAUUCCUGUUCCUCCUCGCCCUUCCACGCCUUCGUCACCUCGUCUCCGCUUCCUUCUCCCCUUCCGUCUCCUGUUGCUUCUUCGCUUCCUUCCGUCGCCAAGGCACUUCAUUCCAACAGCAAUUCCGCCCAGGCGGUAUACGCGCCAUGGGACUCGCCGCGAAACGCGGACCACAAGUCCGCGCGCGCGUCCAUCUUUCCGCACAGCCGUAGCGAUCCGUCAGGCAGCAAUGCCGAUGCUGCUGCUCAAGCUGCCGCCGCUGCUUCCCCUGCCGCCGUUGCCGCCGCCGCUGCUUCCGCUGCUGCUGCUGCUCCGCGGGGAGUUACUUCGGCGUGCUCCGCGUCGCCGCCAGCGGGCGCAUGCACUGACGCGAGAGCUUCGCGGGCGGCCCUUCCCGCGCAAGCGAUCCCGCGGCCCCAGAUCGCGGUUCCACGCGCUUACUCCGCUACGGAGAUUUCUCCGCGCGCCUGUCAUUCCGCCGCGGGAAAGGUCUCUGGCGAGUGCGCAGCAGCCGUUUCCCCGCAGGGCGUGGGUAAUGACGGGGAUGAAUUCGAGAAGCGGAUAUAUCCGAGCCUGUUUGGUGGGGCUCCCGAGCCUGAGGUUCGGCUCGCGGAUUUUGGGAUGGCGUGUGAGGUGCCUCCAGGCUCGGCAAUCAUGGGCUUGGCUGGAAGUGAACCGUACGAGGCUCCUGAAAUGGUGGGGAUGAAACGUUACGACCAUCAAGCAGAUGUGUGGUCCCUGGGGGUUCUCCUGCACACCCUCCUCUCUGCGACGUGGCCAGAAUUCCCAGAUGGAAAGCGUGAGCUUGUGCCGGAGGAUUUGACGGUGCGCCCGUGGCCGUCGAUCUCUGAGGAUGCGAAGGAUCUGAUCCGUCAGAUGCUGGUGGUUGAUCCGAAUGAACGGCUGGAUAUUCACUGCGUGCUUCAGCACACGUGGUUGGUGAAAUGGAUGAGGAGGCAGAGAGGGCGGCAGAAUUGGAAAGCUCCAGAAUCGCUUGAGCUGCAGGGGCAAGGGCGUGUGAAGGAGCAGCUGCAGCAGCAGCAGCAGCAGCAGCAGCAGAAAUUGACAAAUUGUGACGUCAUCGCGAACGGAUCCAGUGGCGCCGUCUUAGAAUGCACAGACAAGGAGACCGGCCAAGGGCUGGCCUGCAAAGUGAUGCUCAAGAACGCGCUGCGAACAGAAGCCGACAAAAACGGCCUGCGGCGCCGGCUGGAGAUCAUGAAGCAGGCCGGCGCGCAUCUGAACGUGGUGUCGCUCGUGGGCGUGUUUGAGGACACGUGUGCAAUCUACGUGGUCAUGGAGCGCUGCUUAGGUGGCGACUUACUGGAGUACAUCAGCAAAAUGGGCGCGAUUCCAGAACCGCAGGCGGCUAUUAUGUUUCGGCAGCUCGCAUCGGCUGUCGCCUUCUGUCACGACUAUGGGAUCUUACAUCGCAACUUAAAGCCCGAGAACGUGUUUCUCACGUAUGGGACGGCGGACGACCUAAACUACGCGUCGCCCGCGCUCUCCUCCUGUAGCUCCUUCUCCUCCUCCUCCUCUUUCUCCAUCUUCUCCCCGUCACUCUCCGCCUUCUCCACCCCGCUAAGUUCCCCCGCGCGGCAUGCGAGCGCUUCCGCCUCCCCCUCCCCCUCGUUCAAUCCCCCAUCCCCCUCUCCUUUCAGCAGAAGCUCCGCUGCUUCCCCCGCCCCAUCCAGCUCGGCCUCCCCCGUUGGCUCUUCCCCCAGCCUUCCCCUCCCUCCCCCCUCGCCGUCCGCAGCACCUACCGCCUCGCGCGUCCAGAACCCAGAUUCCGGAACGCUUUCUGAAUCCAACUCCGAGCCCCCCGAUUCCUCCGCCUCUCCCGCCUCUGCCUCUGCCUCCGCCUCCGGCGCCGCUGGCGCCGCCGCUGCCGGAGAAGCAGAAGCACUACCUGCAGACGACGUUCCAGACGCAACCCCAGCCUUUUUUGCGUUCAACUUUCAGGGCCCCUUCGUGCGACUGAACGACUUCACUCUGGCGACGCGUCGUCGCAGAGGGACGUACGUGAGCGGCGCGGUUGGAAGCCUGCCGUACAAAUCGCCAGAGAUGAUUAUGAAGGGUCGGUCCAACGAGAAGGCGGACAUUUGGAGCCUGGGAGUCAUUCUCUACUCCAUGCUCUGCGCUCGGUGGCCUUUUUAUUCGCCUAAGAAGGCGGUUCUUGAGCGGAAGAUCCUGAAUGGCCACGUCGACUUUUCCGGUGAUCCCUGGCCGUCGAUCUCAGAUGACGCAAAGGAUCUCGUCCGUCGAAUGCUGGCUGUCAAUCCGAACGAACGGCCGUCCGCUACGGAGCUGCUAAAGCAUCCAUGGGUGCUGAAGUUUCUUCUAGCGGAAUCCCAGGGGGAGAGCUCGGGCGCUGAUGCUAGCGCAGCAGGCACAGGUGUUGGGGGAAGCGGAGGGGUGGCGGUGGCGCAACAAGUCAAGAACGGAAAGUUAUCCGGAAGGGAGGUUACCGAAGAGGGGUGGAACUACCGACUGAAAGCGCCGCCGCUGAAAUCGCUACAGCUGCUGGGUCCCUCCCACCCUUCUGAAAAGCUGUCAGCAUAG